Molecule: messenger RNA, 2073 nt
Organism: Hippocampus comes (tiger tail seahorse)
Lineage: Eukaryota; Metazoa; Chordata; Actinopteri; Syngnathiformes; Syngnathidae
Product: heterogeneous nuclear ribonucleoprotein U-like protein 2
Exons: 12
Coding region: 170-2041 (623 amino acids)
Biological process (GO): alternative mRNA splicing, via spliceosome
Cellular component (GO): nucleus
Molecular function (GO): RNA binding; protein binding
Source: RefSeq, a predicted model, not a curated record
UCGUGUCAGCCAAUCAGGUGCCGAGGCUCCAUAUUGAACCUUUGUUUUGGUGUAAGGCUGUGAAAUCUCCAUCGUUUUGUUUUGUUUUAAUUUUGUUUUGUUUUGUUUUGACCACAAAAAUAACACAAAAACGAUAGAAUUCCACCUCCACUUUUAUAUACUCGUAACGAUGAAGUUAUCGGACAUCAAGAAGCUUAAAGUGGCCGAGCUGCGGUCGAGACUUAACCAAGCCGGUUUGGACAGCCGAGGGCUGAAGGUAGAACUUGUGGAGCGUUUAUGGUCUUUACUGGAUAACAACGGCGGUCAGAGAGGGAACAUACACGAACAGGACGUUCAACGACAAGGUAUCACAGAGACCCCGGAAACGGUGGUGGCCUCCACCUCCUCCUCCCUACUUUUGUCCACUUCCCAUGCAGAGCCAGCCAGUGGCACGCCGCCGUGUGGACCGGCGGACCGGACCCGAGAGUUCUCCGACUCCUCCACGCAGACAGAAGCUGAAGGCAUCCCGAGGUGUCCGUUACCCAAUGUUGAUGACUGUCAAGCCGAGAAGAUCGAGCUGGAACCGGCAGAGGAGGUGCGAGGGCGAGCGUUUUACGAGUUUAAAGAGGAGAUACGAUAUAAAAGAGCCAAACUACCACAAGGUCCUUUGGAGGAAGAUGAGGGAAAAGAGGAAGAUGAAGAUACACUCAAAUUGCAUUCAUAUGACAGUCACCUGCACUUCCAAGUGGGCCCUGACGGCGCCUGCGGUCAGCCACGAUUCUGGGACAGAUUUCCUCUCCUGUGGUCUGGAUGCAGGCUCACCCACGGUGUGUCGCAAGGCAGGGUGGGCUUCGAGGUGAGGCUUGAAAGGAGGUUAUUGAGCUCUCAGUCGGAUGGCUCGGAGAGCGACCAGUCCUACGGGAUCCGAAUAGGCUGGUCCUUGGUCCAGACAUCCCUACUGCUGGGUGAAGAUGCGCUUUCUUUUGCUUAUGAUGGACGUGCGAGAAAAGUGACAUGCGGGAGAGAAGAAGAGUUUGGAGAGCCCUUUUGUGAAGGUGACAUCAUCGGCUGUUAUGCUUCUUUCUCCACGGAUGGCGGCGUUCAACUCUCCUUCCACAAAAAUGGCCGUUUUCUGGGUGUGGCUUUUUCCCUGGAAGCCUCCGAGCUUGGAGGCCGUGCUCUGUUCCCUCAUGUGAUCUGUAAGAGCUGUGCGGUUCGCUUCCUUUUGGACCCCACGGCUCCUCCCUGGUACCCCGUUCCUCCGGGCUUCACCACACUGGUAGCACUCCCCGCCAUGCUGAGGCAUCGCAAUGCGUCUGCGCCAAGCUCCAGAGCACAGAGUGAGGUAUUAUUGAUGGUGGGUCUCCCUGGUUCCGGCAAGAGCCACUGGGCCAAAGCUCACAUUCAGCAGCACCCAGAAAAAAACUACAAGCUGCUGGGCACGGAGGAGCUUCUCUCGUGCAUGAUGAGCGGGGGUGCAAGGGAGCGCCGGCUACAGCAGGCAGCCCAGUGUCUGACCGAGUUAAUCAAAAUGGCCGCUCACACGCCAGGCAACUACAUCCUGGACCAGUGCAACACUCUCUUCUCUGCACAGCGUUACAAGCUGCAGCUGUUCUCUGGCUUUGGACGGCGUGCAGCAGUGGUGCUUUUCCCCUCGGCGGAUGAGUGGAAAAGACGACUGUCGGAGCGGCAAAAAGACGGCGAGAACAUUCCCGAGACCGCUCUGCUCAAACAUCAAGUCAGCUGCAGUCUUCCUGAGCAGCUUGGCGACGUCUUGGACGAAUUACGCUACGUGGAGCUGGAGCAAGAUGUGGCACAGACGCUGCUGCGGGAGUAUAAAGAUGAGGCCCGACGGUUGCUGCCUCCUGUUACCAAACCGGAGAAACCGAAGAAGUAUUUGCUGAAGAAAAGACCGCACGAGCAUGGGCCUCCUCUACCACCUCACUGGAUUAGGGGAAGUGGAAUGAAAAGCUGGAAUAACAUGCAGUGCUGGGGCCAGCAUUGGACUGUGCCUUAUCAUGACCAAGCCUUGUACUACGCCAGUGGCUAUGAGGGCUACUGAUGAACCAGAUAUGGAAAGGAAAGCGCCAGUCA